AUGCGCUUCUUCUCUGUCUUGAACGGUCUCCUGCUUGCGGGGUCUGCGGUUGCUCAGAGCUCUGGCAGCUGCUCCCCUCAGUCGUCAGACGCCGAAGUUGUUGAAUACGCUUGGGCAAUCCAGAGUUUGCUCGAGGGAUUCUAUAGCAACCAGCCACUCAACCAGACCUUCUUUUCCGGUGCUACCAACAGUUCGAGGGCGGAGUAUGCCCAGAACCUCAGAGGCAUCCAGAGACAGAACCGCUUGGGCGUUCGUGCCAUUCAGCAGGUCGCCUCUAAGGUUCCCGGCUUCUCGAGCCCAUCCUGCAGCUUCUCAUUCCCGAGCUCUUCCAGUGGCGAGGAGUACGUGAAGAACGCCCUUCGUCUUGAGUCCGAUGCCUCCAGUGCCCUCCUCGGUGCUACCGGCUACACCCAGUCUCCGGAGGUCUCGUUUAUCCUUGCUAGACUGGCAGCGCAACACACUGCGGACGCUACUUGGCUCGCUACCCAGCAGUCUGGUGUUGUUUUCCCGUCCAACAGCUCCUCUCUUUUGCCCGCCUACAACCCCCAGUACGUUCUCGGCACCGGCGACCAACCUGGACGACUUGGCCAAUUCCUUGGUGACUGCGUGACGGCGCCUUCGAGUCCUUGCGGCCAGCCCUUCUUCAUUGGACCUCUCGUUGGCAGCGUUGGAAACCGAAGCUCCGCAGCCCUUGGUCCUGGCCCCUCGUCCUCCGGAUCCGCCUCGGCCUCGUUCUCGCCAUCUGCAUCUCUCUCUCCCACCUCAGCCGCUGUAUCUCCCACUGCAGCUGCGAAGAGGCUCUUUAGCAGCUAA
Molecule: messenger RNA, 813 nt
Organism: Aspergillus puulaauensis
Lineage: Eukaryota; Fungi; Ascomycota; Eurotiomycetes; Eurotiales; Aspergillaceae
Exons: 1
Coding region: 1-813 (270 amino acids)
Source: RefSeq, a predicted model, not a curated record